Messenger RNA from Bactrocera latifrons, 346 nucleotides. RefSeq lists its product as uncharacterized. The record is from RefSeq and is a predicted model, not a curated record. The transcript has 2 exons. NCBI's taxonomy places the organism in Eukaryota, Metazoa, Arthropoda, Insecta, Diptera, Tephritidae. Bases 47 to 280 code for a protein of 77 amino acids.
UGGAAAUUCUGAACAAACAUCAUUUUUUGGUUUUACAAAAAGCAAAAUGGCCGUAGCUGUGCGCUUAGUUGAGGUUCUGACCUUGAUUACAUUGCUAGGAAUGCUAACGGGAAUAUCAAUUGUGAUCGUGAUUCUGCAACGCGUAAUCGUGGUUACUUUAUAUUUGCUUGGUCCCAUAACAGCAACAGUGGGCGGCAUACUAUAUGCCUCAGAAAAAAUACUUGUCGGAGCAUUAAUGAGUAUAUUGAAUUUAACUACAGCACUUAGUACCUCAACUUGAACCUACAACGUAUUUAAAAUUCUUGGUUGUGCAAAAGGGGAUUUUAAUCAUGUUAGAUAAAAAAAA